Messenger RNA from Limulus polyphemus (Atlantic horseshoe crab), 617 nucleotides. RefSeq names its product cytokine receptor-like. Gene Ontology annotation, molecular function: protein binding. The transcript has 3 exons. The annotation marks the transcript as partial. The record is from RefSeq and is a predicted model, not a curated record. NCBI's taxonomy places the organism in Eukaryota, Metazoa, Arthropoda, Merostomata, Xiphosura, Limulidae.
AUCCUCUCAAUGUGACAACCGACGAUCAAGAUGCUUCCAAAAUAGAUAUACAAAAUUUAAAACCUUUCACCCUGUAUAGAGUGACAGUACAAGUCAUAAGCAGAGCGGGAAUUAGUGAUUUUAGUGACCCAAAGUAUGAGAAAACCUUUCCAGGAACCCCAUCGGUGCCUCGGAAAGUCAUGGUUAUGGACGUCAAUUCUUCUGCCAUCCAACUGACGUGGAAAGUCCCUGCUAAGACUAAUGGUGUUAUAUCACACUACUUUGUAUACUACAGAAAUUUCCUUGAGAAAGUUAUUGCUAUUCCUGCUGAAGAAACUUAUUCAGUAGCUUUGUGGCAAGGUGUUAAAAGCUACACUAACUACUCUAUUUCUGUAACAGCAUGUAAUGAUAAACUGUGCUCCUCUCCAUCAGUGACUGUCUAUGGGAUGACUUGUAUAGACGCUCCUGGAGUAAUGAUGGAACCAUAUGUUGUUGAUGUUUAAUGUAUGUUCCAACUCUAACGGCUCCAGGAGUAAUGAUGGAACCAUAUGUUGUUUAAUGUUGAAUGUAUGUUCCAACUCUAACAGCUCCUGGAGUAAUGAUGGAACCAUAUGUUGUUGAUGUUUAAUGUAUGUUCC